GUGGGGAUGGGGAGGACCCACUCGCGGCGCCCGUGGGAGGGGCGAGAGUCGUCCCGGGGCCGUGUCGGUGCCGGUGCCCGCGGCAUGGCGGGGCUGCCCGGCUUCGCACGGACCCGGAGCGGUCCCCCGGGCGCCCCCGCCGCCCUGCCCGCCCUGGACGGCGCCUUCCUCCUCUCGCCGCUCGGGGGGCUGAUGGGUGCCCAGGCCGUGCUCGGCUUGCUGGUGUGGGCUCUCAUCGCUGACACAACAUACCACCUCCAUGCAGCAUAUGGCUGGGUGAUGUUCGUGUCCAUCUUCUUCUGGAUACUAACGGUCCUUUUCUUCGUGACUUACCUCCUCCAGCUUCAGCUGAAGUUCUAUGUGAUCCCCUGGCCCCUCAUGCUGACCAUCUUCAACGCUGUGGCAACGAUCCUGUACAUCACUGCCUUUGUAACGUGUGCGGCCGCCGUCCAGCCUACGUCUUGGCGGCAGUGGGAUUACAACCGGAGAGCUGCAGCAUCCUUCUUUGCUUGCCUCGUGAUGAUCGCCUAUGGGGCGAGCACCUUCUUCAGCUUCCGUGCCUGGAAAGGACUCGGCAGCAAUGCGGCCACCAGCCAAGUGACUGACCACGUGUAAGGAGCAGACAUCAAAGCCCAGCCCUGGGGCACCCUGGGUCAGCUUAUGUCGGGCUCAGUGGCUCAGAGCCUCACGUGCCACCAGGUCUUCUCCUUGGACCAUCCGCGGCUGGCAGGGAUGCUCAGUGCAAGGUCGUGUGGACGCUGCCCUGUGGUCUCUGAUGAUGCUUCCAGAUGAUGUGCCCACAGCACAAACCCACCAGUGCUGUUACCCACAGCCUCACUGUGAGGACGUGGACUCACUGGGGGCUGAAGCUUCUGCUUGUCCUUGGGGUUAAUCCAGAUCCUCGCUGGAACAGCUCCGCUGAGGGCCUCAGCCAACUCGGCACACUUCAGCACUAAAAUUCACUAAACCAAGCCCAGGCUCCUGCCUCUGGUCACUCACAGCUACAGUGUAAGUAAUUGCAAUUAACAUGAUACGUAAACAGGGGCAGAGCUGGAAGAUGAAGGCUAAGCAAGGGAAGCAGCCCAAACUGUUCUGGUAUUGAUUUCUAACAAUUUGAAGCACAAAUUUUAUGCUUUAAAUAAAAAUCUUCCUAAAUCCA
Molecule: messenger RNA, 1159 nt
Organism: Phalacrocorax carbo (great cormorant)
Lineage: Eukaryota; Metazoa; Chordata; Aves; Suliformes; Phalacrocoracidae
Source: RefSeq, a predicted model, not a curated record